Messenger RNA from Knipowitschia caucasica, 2457 nucleotides. The record is from the annotation of a GenBank genome assembly. Lineage: Eukaryota; Metazoa; Chordata; Actinopteri; Gobiiformes; Gobiidae.
AUGUAUUGUGUUUGUAACCUGGCAUCCACGCUGGAUUGUGUUUGUAACCUGGCAUCCACGCUGGAUUCUGUUUGUAACCUGGCAUCCACGAUGUAUUGUGUUUGUAACCUGGCACCUACGCUGGAUUCUGUUUGUAACCUGGCAUCCACGCUGGAUUGUGUUUGUAACCUGGCAUCCACGCUGGAUUGUGUUUGUAACCUGGCAUCCACGCUGGAUUGUGUUUGUAACCUGGCAUCUACGCUGGAUUGUGUUUGUAACCUGGCAUCCACGCUGGAUUCUGUUUGUAACCUGGCAUCCACGCUGGAUUCUGUUUGUAACCUGGCAUCCACGCUGGAUUGUGUUUGUAACCUGGCAUCCACGCUGGAUUGUGUUUGUAACCUGGCAUCCACGCUGGAUUCUGUUUGUAACCUGGCAUCCACGCUGGAUUCUGUUUGUAACCUGGCAUCCACGAUGUAUUGUGUUUGUAACCUGGCAUCCACGCUGGAUUGUGUUUGUAACCUGGCAUCCACGCUGGAUUCUGUUUGUAACCUGGCAUCCACGAUGUAUUGUGUUUGUAACCUGGCACCUACGCUGGAUUCUGUUUGUAACCUGGCAUCCACGCUGGAUUGUGUUUGUAACCUGGCAUCCACGCUGGAUUGUGUUUGUAACCUGGCAUCCACGCUGGAUUGUGUUUGUAACCUGGCAUCCACGCUGGAUUCUGUUUGUAACCUGGCAUCCACGCUGGAUUCUGUUUGUAACCUGGCAUCCACGCUGGAUUGUGUUUGUAACCUGGCAUCCAUGCUGGAUUGUGUUUGUAACCUGGCAUCCACGCUGGAUUCUGUUUGUAACCUGGCAUCCACGCUGGAUUCUGUUUGUAACCUGGCAUCCACGCUGGAUUGUGUUUGUAACCUGGCAUCUACGCUGGAUUGUGUUUGUAACCUGGCAUCUACGCUGGAUUAUGUUUGUAACCUGGCAUCCACGCUGGAUUGUGUUUGUAACCUGGCAUCUACGCUGGAUUGUGUUUGUAACCUGGCAUCCACGCUGGAUUGUGUUUGUAACCUGGCAUCUACGCUGGAUUGUGUUUGUAACCUGGCAUCCACGCUGGAUUCUGUUUGUAACCUGGCAUCCACGCUGGAUUCUGUUUGUAACCUGGCAUCCACGCUGGAUUCUGUUUGUAACCUGGCAUCCACGCUGGAUUCUGUUUGUAACCUGGCAUCCACGCUGGAUUGUGUUUGUAACCUGGCAACCACAGGCAACCGGAGCACAUGGAGGAAACCGGAGCACACGGAGGAAACCGGAGUGCAAGGAGGAAACCGGAGGACACGGAGGAAACCGCAGCACACGGAGGAAACCGGAGCACAAGGAGGAAACCGGUGCACAAGGAGGAAACCGCAGCACACGGAGGAAACCGGAGCACAAGGAGGAAACCGGAGCACACGGAGGAAACCGGAGCACACGGAGGAAACCGGAGCACACGGAGGAAACCGGAGCACACGGAGGAAACCGGAGGACACGGAGGAAACCGGAGGACACGGAGGAAACCGGAGGACACGGAGGAAACUGCAGCACACGGAGGAAACCAGUGCACAAGGAGGAAACCGGUGCACACGGAGGAAACCGCAGCACACGGAGGAAACCGGAGCACAAGGAGGAAACCGGAGCACACGGAGGAAACCGGUGCACAAGGAGGAAACCGGAGCACACGGAGGAAACCGCAGCACACGGAGGAAACCGGAGCACAAGGAGGAAACCGGAGCACACGGAGGAAACCGGUGCACAAGGAGGAAACCGCAGCACACGGAGGAAACCGGAGCACAAGGAGGAAACCAGAGCACACGGAGGAAACCAGAGCACACGGAGGAAACCGCAGCACACGGAGGAAACCGGAGCACACGGAGGAAACCGGAGCACAAGGAGGAAACCGGAGCACACGGAGGAAACCGGAGCACACGGAGGAAACCGGAGCACACGGAGGAAACCGGUGCACAAGGAGGAAACCGGAGCACACGGAGGAAACCGGAGUACAAGGAGGAAACCGGUGCACACGGAGGAAACCGCAGCACACGGAGGAAACCAGAGCACACGGAGGAAACCGCAGCACAAGGAGGAAACCGGAGCACAAGGAGGAAACCGGUGCACACGGAGGAAUUCGGAGCACACGGAGGAAACCGCAGCACAAGGAGGAAACCGGAGCACAAGGAGGAAACCGACACAUCCACGCUGGAUUGUGGUCGUAACCUGGCAUCCACGCUGGAUUUUGGUCGUAACCUGGCAUCCACGCUGGAUUGUGGUCGUAACCUGGCAUCCACGCUGGAUUGCGGCCGUAACCUGGCAUCCACGCUGGAUUGUGGUCGUAACCUGGCAUCCACGCUGGAUUGUGGUCGUAACCUGGCAUCCACGCUGGAUUGUGGUCGUAACCUGGCAUCCACGCUGGAUUGUGGUUGUAACCCUGGCAUCCACGCUGGAUUGUGGUCGUAA